Messenger RNA from Centruroides sculpturatus (bark scorpion), 463 nucleotides. RefSeq names its product ER membrane protein complex subunit 10-like (gene EMC10). The transcript is spliced from 4 exons. Gene Ontology annotation, cellular component: EMC complex. The record is from RefSeq and is a predicted model, not a curated record. Bases 1 to 369 code for a protein of 122 amino acids. NCBI's taxonomy places the organism in Eukaryota, Metazoa, Arthropoda, Arachnida, Scorpiones, Buthidae.
AUGACUGUUUGUUCUCUAUAUGAAUCCAAUCUUUCGGAUAGUAUUACCUUAACAAUUGACCAAGCUGGAAAUUUGUUGGGAGUUGCAAUUACAGGCAAAACAUCUCAAUGUAAAGACAUAUCUCUGCCAGAUUCCCGUCUUUCCACUUUCAACACAACUGUUACCAUCAUAUCUCCUAUGAAUGGUCCUGCGCCUGACACUCAAACUUACAUACAACGAUUAGAACAAGAGAAGGCAGAGAAAGCUCGAGGAGAACAAGGAGAUAAUAGAUCCUUUUUAGCAAAAUAUUGGAUGUAUAUAGUACCACUUCUGAUUUUCCUUCUAAUAUCUGGUGCAUCAGGACCUGAAGGUCAAGUUAAUGCACGUUAAUCCAUUUUUACAUAAAAUUUGUUUGUAUUUAUGUAGUUGCAUCACUAAAAAUUUUAUGAAUGAGACUUAUUUAAAUAAAUGGUUAAUUACAUUA